This is a messenger RNA of Eimeria necatrix, 522 nucleotides long. RefSeq lists its product as hypothetical. The transcript has a single exon. The record is from RefSeq and is a predicted model, not a curated record. Lineage: Eukaryota; Apicomplexa; Conoidasida; Eucoccidiorida; Eimeriidae. The coding region runs from base 1 to 522 and encodes 173 amino acids.
AUGAAUCCCUUCGGAAAGCCCAAGCAGCAGCAGCAGCAGCAGCAGCAGCAGCAGCAGCAGCAGCAGCAAGAAGCAGCAGCAGCAAGUGCAGCAGGGAAUGAAUCCACAGGCAGAGGCAAAAGGCGAGAGAAAAACGAACAUAACAGAGACGCAGCAGCAGCAACAACAGCAGCAGCAGCAGCAGCGGAUCAGGCUGCUGCAGCACCGACUGCUGCUGCUGCUGCUGCUGCUGCUGCUGCUGCUGCUUCUGGGAAGUCUUCGCUGAAAGACAAAAAGGGAUAUAUGCCUUUUUUGAAAGCUCAGAGAGAAUUCGAAAUGAAGCAAAAGGCAAAAGAAGAAGAGAGACUGGCGAGGCUGGCAGAAGCUGAAAAAGAAAGAAAAAGAAAAAAUGAAAAACGAAAACUAAACAAAAUUACUCACCGGAAGCUGCAGGCGAGGACGAAGAAGGGCCAAAUUGUCAUGGGGAAUGUAGUUGAAGUUCUGCUUCAGAAAAUGCACAAAAAUGCGCAAAAAAGCAACUAA